GAAUUAUUAAGUGAUGAACAAUUGGAUGAAGAAUCUGAUAAAGAAUCUGAUGACGAGAUAGAUAAUGAAUUGGAUUUUUAUGAUUCUGAAAUUCAUCUGGCAGAAAAUCAAUCAGCAAAAUGGAAAUUGGAAGAUUUAUUUUUAUCUAAUUUGCCACCUUUAGUUUCUGAAUUAUAA
This is a messenger RNA of Ambispora leptoticha, 177 nucleotides long. The record is from the annotation of a GenBank genome assembly. Lineage: Eukaryota; Fungi; Glomeromycota; Glomeromycetes; Archaeosporales; Ambisporaceae.